UCACACCCCUCCACAAUACCUCUCUCUCUCUCUCUCUCUGUAUAGUUGUUUUUCUCCAGCUAAGCUAAUUUAUAUUUGCCUCUCCCUCUCCCUCUCCCUCUCCCUCCGCGGGGAGUUCCUUUGUCUCCCAUUCUACUUCAAGAUUUCAUUUUUCUUCUUCUUGCUUCUGGUUUCUGGUGCUUUUCUUUCUUUCUUUUUGUUUGUUUGUUUGUUCUCUUUUCUUUUCUUUUUGGUCCCAGAGAAAUGUGAGGAAAAGAAGAAUUUUGUGUUAUCGUUUCUUUUUUUGAAAUGAUUAUUUUUUUUUUACGUUAAUUGUGUUUUGUAAGUAUUGAAUUCUAGCCGGUGAAAGCUAUAUAUAAAUUGAGUCGAAUAGUUUUGUUGAUUACAGCGAGUGAAAUCUAAGCUUUUUACUCUUCUUUUAUUUUAAUUCAAUCAAGCAUGAUUGUGUUCGAUGGAAAUGAUCGAAAAACAGAAAUUGCUGACCUGGGUUUUUUGUUUGUUUAUCAAAGUGAAUGAAAAAUGGGCUCUUUUUACUCGGAGUUAUUUGCACUCCUAAUUUUGUUCUGUGUGGGUGGCAAUCUUUUCAACAUGGAGGGUUUUGAAACUUGCAAGGUUAAAAAGAUGAUUUUGAUGAUGAAUUGUAGUCAGUGAAGGCUAGGCUUUAAAAGUCUGGUAUUUGGCUGCCGCCUCCCUGCUUCCCCCCUUUUCUGCCAGUAAAUGGGCUGUUUUAGUUCUAAAGUAGCAAGACAGUUCCCUGGACACGAGGACCCUGUUGCCCUUGCCUCACAAACAGCUUUUAGUGUGAGUGAAGUUGAAGCACUUUUUGAACUAUACAAGAGCAUUAGCAGUUCCGUGGUUGAUGAUGGGUUAAUAAGCAAGGAAGAGUUUCAGUUGGCUCUUUUCAAAAACAGAAAGAAAGAGAAUCUCUUUGCAAAUAGGAUUUUUGAGCUGUUUGAUGUUAAGCACAAGGGAGUCAUUGAUUUCAGUGAUUUUGUUAGAUCACUCAAUGUCUUCCAUCCCAAUGCCUCACAAGAAGACAAGAUAGACUUCUCAUUUAAACUAUAUGAUCUGGAUAACACGGGAUUCAUUGAGCGCCAAGAGGUUAAGCAAAUGUUGAUUGCACUUCUCUGUGAAUCGGAAAUGAAGUUGGCUGAUGAGACUGUUGAGAUAAUUCUUGAUAAGACUUUCUUGGACGCUGAUGUAAAUAGAGAUGGGAAGAUAGACAAGUCUGAGUGGGAGAACUUUGUUUGUAGAAACCCAUCCUUAUUAAAGAUAAUGACUCUCCCCUACUUGAGGGACAUCACAACAACGUUUCCGAGUUUUGUCUUUAAUUCUGAGGUGGAUGAGAUUGCUACAUAGAGGAGGAGGGGGGGGGGGGGGGGGGAGACAAGAAAAGAGUGACUUAGGACAUUACUGCAAUUAGAUUGAACAGUAGGUUUUGAUUUUUGGGAAAAAGAGAACUGUGUUGGUCUGAGUUGCAAGCUUUCAACAUUGAUGAGUGAAAUUAGUUUUUGAGGUUCUCAUCUCAACCGCAAAGCGUCGUUUAUCUAAUCCAUGUUGUAGUGAGUCAAACCUCUGCAGCAGUUAUUAGAGUUGGAUCACGGUUCUCUUUUGUUUGAAUGUGGCUAUUACUAAAUCUGGUGUCCAUGUAACCAUGAGAAAUUCAUGCAAAUAUUAUGGCCAGAAAAAAAAUGUAGAUAAGGGUAGCCGAUUUGUCCCUUGCAAAAACCUUGAAGUGGUGCCUGUAAAGUAUAAUUUAUUUGUUCUAAUUGCUAGCCAAUUUGAAUUC
Molecule: messenger RNA, 1789 nt
Organism: Populus trichocarpa (black cottonwood)
Lineage: Eukaryota; Viridiplantae; Streptophyta; Magnoliopsida; Malpighiales; Salicaceae
Product: calcineurin B-like protein 9
Exons: 9
Coding region: 718-1359 (213 amino acids)
Biological process (GO): calcium-mediated signaling
Molecular function (GO): kinase binding; calcium ion binding
Source: RefSeq, a predicted model, not a curated record